Helianthus annuus (common sunflower) is the source of this 522-nucleotide messenger RNA. RefSeq names its product protein mono-ADP-ribosyltransferase PARP4-like. The coding region runs from base 1 to 522 and encodes 173 amino acids. The record is from RefSeq and is a predicted model, not a curated record. NCBI's taxonomy places the organism in Eukaryota, Viridiplantae, Streptophyta, Magnoliopsida, Asterales, Asteraceae. The transcript has a single exon.
AUGCAUUCCAUUCCCUUAAAAUCAUUCAAUCCGCCCCUCCUGUUUUUUCCUAUUACAUUCCCUCUUCAUCCUUCAUUAACAACACCACAACCCUCCAAUGUUACCACCAUCCACCACCGCCAUCCGCCGUCGUCACCCACCACCGCCAUAGCUACCACUGCCGCCGGCCAGCUCCGACCACCACCACCGCCCACCGUUGCCACCCACCAACAACACCACCACUACAACCGCAACCAUCGCCACCACCUCCCCCACCAGCCACCGUUGCUGCCGCCACCGUCGCUGCCACUACUGAUCAUCGCCGCUACCCACGUCCGCCACCACCCAUUGUUGUCGCCGCCGCCACCUCCCACCAUCGCCGUCGCAACCACCACGACACCGCCCACCGUAGCCUUCGCUACCACCUCCGACCACCGCCGCUAUCAACACCCACCACCGCUGCCACCCAUCGUCGCCGGUACAACCGCCACCUAUCACCACCCACUAUCAUCGUCCACCAAUGACCAUUGCCAUCCGAUUUGA